Messenger RNA from Staurois parvus, 272 nucleotides. The record is from the annotation of a GenBank genome assembly. Lineage: Eukaryota; Metazoa; Chordata; Amphibia; Anura; Ranidae.
AUGUGCGCUAAUGAGGCUGCACUGAUGGGCACUGAUAGGCUGCACUGAUGGACACGGAUAGCAUCACCACUGAGGUAUUUGCAUAUCGCCAGGGGCGGACUGACAACUCAUGGGGCCCCCAGGCAAUAGGGGAUCAUGGGGCCCCUGUGUUCUUGCCCAAACUCAAAAAGGCCUAUGAAAAAGGUAAGAGGGGCAUCUCAUGGGACCCCCUACUGACCCCGGGCCCUCGGGCAGUGCCCAAGUUUCCAAAUGGUCAGUCCGCCCCUGCAUAU